Eptesicus fuscus (big brown bat) is the source of this 1833-nucleotide messenger RNA. It is a transcript of the gene PIGB, whose product is annotated as phosphatidylinositol glycan anchor biosynthesis class B. The transcript has 11 exons. Gene Ontology annotation, molecular function: alpha-1,2-mannosyltransferase activity. Bases 292 to 1452 code for a protein of 386 amino acids. The record is from RefSeq and is a predicted model, not a curated record. NCBI's taxonomy places the organism in Eukaryota, Metazoa, Chordata, Mammalia, Chiroptera, Vespertilionidae. Gene Ontology annotation, cellular component: endoplasmic reticulum membrane. Gene Ontology annotation, biological process: GPI anchor biosynthetic process.
CCUUAAUCUUUGCAAGCAUUUACAAGAUUCUGCAUCUUUUGGGGAAUGAUAGUGUUCAGUUGCUGUCAGUGCUGGCUUAGAACAUGUGAGAAGAAAGAGGGAUAAGAAGGGAGACCUGAUGGGUACCACAUCGGGGCUUUGAGUAGUCAGAAGAUGGUGCAAGGGCAUUUGGCUCCUGGAGCUUAAGGGAGGAAUUAGGAGCUUGAAGAACAGGAAUAUAGACUGAUUUGGAUUCCUAGACUUGCCCAAGCACUUCUGUCUGCUAUAGCUGACUUGAGGCUUUACUCAUUAAUGAAGCAACUAGAAAAUCAGCAAGUAGCAAGAUGGGUGUUAUGCUCUUGGUUCACAUGGUAUUGCUGUACCAGAACUCUUACAAACACCAUGGAAACUGUUCUCACUGUAAUUGCUCUUUUCUACUACCCUUUGGAAGGUUCAAAGUCUAUGAACAGUGUCAAGUACUCAUCCCUGGUGGCACUUGCCUUCAUAAUUCGCCCCACAGCAGUCAUUCCAUGGAUACCUUUGCUCUUCAGACAUUUCUGGCAAGCACAGAGAAAGCUUGAUCUUAUUCUACAUCAGUUUUUACCUGUUGGAUUUGUCACUUUGAGUUGGUCUCUGAUAAUUGAUCGUAUAUUUUUUGGUCAAUGGACUCUGGUUCAAUAUAAUUUUUUGAAAUUUAACGUGCUGCAGAAUUUGGGGACAUUUUAUGGUUCUCAUCCAUGGCAUUGGUACUUCAGUCAAGGAUUUCCAGUUGUUUUGGGUACUCACCUACCCUUUUUUAUCCAUGGCUGCUUUCUAGCCCCAAAGAGGUACCGGAUACUUUUGGUAACUGUGCUGUGGACACUUCUGGUUUAUAGCAUGUUGAGCCACAAAGAAUUCAGGUUUAUCUAUCCAGUUUUACCAUUCUGUAUGGUGUUCUGUGGGUAUUCACUAAACCACCUGAAAAUGUGGAAGAAACCAGCUCUAAGUUUCCUGUUUUUAUCAAAUAUGCUCCUUGCCCUCUAUACUGGUUUAGUUCAUCAACGAGGUACUCUUGAUGUCAUGACUCAUAUUCAAGAACUCGGUUACAACAAUCUCAAUAAAUCUGCAGCUUCAGUAUUUGUAAUGAUGCCUUGCCACUCUACUCCUUUUUAUAGCCAUGUCCACCACCCACUUCCGAUGAGAUUUCUCCAAUGUCCUCCAGACCUGACUGGAAAAAAUCAGUAUCUUGAUGAAGCUGAUGUAUUCUAUCAAAAUCCCUUAAGCUGGUUGUAUAAAGAGUUUCACAACAAUUCAACAUUGCCUACUUACUUGAUCAUUUUCAACGUUUUGGAAGAGGAAAUCAGUGCUUUCCUAAUUUCAAGAAACUAUGAGAGAACUGCUAUUUUCUUCCACACUCACUUGCCAGAGGGUCGAACCGGAAGUCACAUAUACAUCUACGAACGGAAAUUAAAAGGGAAACUCUAUAGAAGAUGAAAUUCUGAACUGUUUUUAGAUCUUUCCCAAAGAAAAAGACACUCCUGGGUAAAAAUAUUCAGAUGCUGCUUAAAUACACUAGUAAACACUGGGUAAGAUUCAUGGAACUAGCAAAACACACCUCUGAACUGCUUUAUCAAAUAUUACUACUGAGGAAAUGUAUGAAAAUUAUCACAAAGUAUAAAAUUGUAUAUUAAUACAAUGCCCAGAUUUUAAAUAAAGACCUUUAGUUUUCCUCAUGUUGUAGUUUUAUUGUUUCUUCCACAAUAUUCAGAUGUGCAAGAAAUUUCACAAGAGAACAAGUCAGCAAGCUCAUAAGAAGGCAGCAAAUUCUUCACAAGUCAACGGGCUCUUGAACCCACAAAAAGACAAGAAGAGUAA